This is a messenger RNA of Entamoeba dispar SAW760, 303 nucleotides long. RefSeq lists its product as uncharacterized. The coding region runs from base 1 to 303 and encodes 100 amino acids. Lineage: Eukaryota; Evosea; Mastigamoebida; Endamoebidae. The record is from RefSeq and is a predicted model, not a curated record. The transcript has a single exon.
AUGUCUUCAACUACUACAAAGCCUCUUCUUUCCAUAUUACUUUCAACUAUCGCUAAGGAAGUAAGAGUACAGUUAAGUCAAGCCAUUGACGAAACUACUCAAAUAGUUUUGUAUGGCUUAGUCUAUUGGUUCCGUAUUUGGGACCAUGAACAUAACUUAAAGUACUCUAAGGAAGUGUUUGAUUGGCUUGACUUCUUACUUAUAGAUAUAGAAUCUAAUUUAAUAGACUCUACAACUCUUAUUCAAUUGCUUAAAUAUAUUCGUUCUGGUUGUUAUAUACCAGAUACAGAACAUUUUAAUUGA